AUGGCGCCGGAAGAGCCGCGGGAGAUUCCGCGAGUGGACCUAAAACGUGCGCGCGUGAUGGACCACGUGGUGUCCUGCGUGGUGGACCUGUCGUGGGAGGGCUUGGAAGACGGAGACGGGCGCGGCAAGGCGGCACCGAUUCCGCUCAGGCUCCGCACCUACCGUGCCUGCAUGCCCAACUCCUUGGCUGCCAAGGGUUUGCAAAAGUACGAAAGCCCAGUGGUGGAGCGCGCAGAGUUGCUCUUCGGUUUGGGCUACAGCAUCAAGAAGGGCGACCUCGCAGGAAUCCCGUGGAAGGACUGGCGCGCCUUUGAACCUGAUGAGCAGGCCUUCCAUAAGGACACGGGCUACUUGAAAGCGCUCCUGGCGGCCGCCUUCUCCGACCAACUCCUCCUAGGUGCCUAUGGCGUCGUGAAGAAGGAGCUCGACUUGAACGGAACGGUGGCGAAGAAGCAGCUCGAAGGAUUCGAGGUCUUGCAGAAGUUGAUGAAGAAACACCACCUCUCCGAGCGCGAGACCAUGGUCUUUGCCAAAGGAGCCGUGGAGGAUGCGGGGGCCUACGUGGAGUUCGUGUGUGGCAGUCGACCACGUCAAGUGAUCAAAGAAGAGGGCUACGUGCUGGUACAGCUGGGACUGGAUGCCCAGUCCGAAGCCGCAAGGUGGCGCAAGUUGGCUUCACUGCCUUCCGCCAUGAUGGUGAGCCCCGUUCGAUUGCCCGCGGAGUUCAAUCUGAUCUCGCAAUUUGAGAAGCACAUGAGGGACCUGGCGCGGAUCCAAGCGACGGCCGGGUGGACCUACAAACCGGUGACGGCCCUCCAUCCGCAUUUCCUCAAAUGGGAGUGGAUGGAGCCGCUCUUUACGGCCAAGGGCCAGCCCUUGCGCUGCGAAGGAAUGCUGGAGAAGAAGAACUCCGUGGGGGUGCUGGCCUACGUUCAGCCCUUGACAGAGGGGCACCUGAAACCGGUGGCCUCCUUCGCCGUGGCGGCCAAUGUCCGUGGAGGGCAGGGGCCAACCAACUCCUACCCCGAAGCAGUCACGGUGCUCUCACCGGGGCACAUUGCCUUUGUCUUGAGCACUUGCAAAAUGGAGACCAGCAAGCUGGGUCUCCGCAGGUUCGGCUUCACCACCUCGGGCGAGUUGGCCGUGCUGCACCGCUGCGUGAACUUGCCGUCAGGAUGCCUCUAUGGCGCUGUGUGGGAGAAGGUGAGGGCCCUUCGCGAGGCCUUGCGGCAAGAGCUGAAGUUUGAGAUGCCCUCCAAGGACACACCGGUGCUGUACGACUCGGAUGUCACGGAUCUCACCUGGGAUCUCUUCCAGGCCGUGGCCGGGCCGAUGAAGGGCGAAGAGGCCACCCUGGCGUUGGACCGUGACGGCGUGCAGAGCGUCCUCAGCAACACCACGGUGAAUCUGUUGAAGCAGGAGCUUCCAAUCGGCGUGGUACCCGAGGCCUUUUUGCCUGUGGCGGAAUGGCCAACGCUCGUGCAGAGGCGACAAGAGCUGGUGAACAAGAUCAACUGUGAAGUGAAAGCCACGGACUCAGAGGGAACAGGAGCAGCCUCUGCGAGUGCCUCUGCGCUCUGCUUUGACCGCACCGAAAUGGGCCUGCGGCAGUACGUGGAGAUCGAGGGAGAGUCAGAGGGUGAGUACGUGACGCCGGCCAAGCGGCCACGCUUGAAGCUCCGCCUCUCCGAGCCCAAGGUGCCCAGGCCGUCGAACGCGGAGAACCCGCAAGACGCGGAGGCCAAGGGCGGACGCGCGAGGACGCUGAUGGAGACGCCGAGCCGCCGCGAGGGGCUCUCCGAGGAGCAAGAGCGCCGCUUCCGCAUGGCUGUGUGCAAGAGCAGCGAUGAAGUCCUCGGCGCCUUGCUUUGUGGCUUGGAGCAGGAGGAUGCGCUGGCACUGAAGCGAUCGGAGGUGCAGAGAGCACAAAUCCAUGCCUACCACGCAGUGCAGCUCUACUUCACCAUGAAAUCCUUCCAAAGCAGCAACAUCGAAGCGGCCACUCUCUUGGCCGCCUGGAAGGCCGUGAAGGACACGAGGAUCCUGGUUUCUGCCGAGCGCUUCGUUCAGGUGCUACAAGAACAAGAAGUGGCUCUGGAGGCGCUUGGUCUUCACCCGACCCAGUGGCUCACGGAGGAGGCCAUGAACUUGGAGCGAUGGGCCAACGGAGCUUCCAUCUCCAGAUGCGUGGACCUCUCCUUGGUGGAUGGCCUCGCCCAGCGAUGGGUGCAGCGGCUGCAGCGAGACGAGGAGCUGCACGGGGACGCAGUGCUGAAGCUCCGAGAGACGGCGCGCACCUUGGUGGUGGAAGCCAUGCUGGGCCCAGCGCCCUUGAUGUUCCCGCCUGUGACCCUGGCGGCGGCGGCCACCACGCUGGGGGUGAUGAAGUCGCUGGAUGCCUUGAAGGCCAGCUCCGAAGAGAUCAAGGGGAGGAUCAAGAAGGAGCAAACAGAAGAAGAUCAGAAGGAGAUGAGGCUGGCCAUGCAAGAAGUGACCAGAACCAUCAGACUCCCCCGGGUGGCGGUAGACACACGCCUGACCCGCUGCUGGAUGGCUUGGGAAAGUCGAGAGCUCAUACCUGAUGGAGUCAAUGUGGGUGGAUGGUUUUGCUUGGAGGAUUGGUUCUAUUCUCAGGCGACAGCCACCGCGACGUCCGGGAGCACGAAUCCGAAGGCAACGGCUUCCACGACCACGGUGGGUCACCUGGUGGCCACUCCGAAUUUGGACUACGAGAAGCACCGCUUUCAGCUGAACCGGGAGAAGUUGGUCGGGCAUGUGUGCAGCAUUUUCGCUCUGACUGCCACGGAGGACCGGGAAGCGGCUCGGAGAGCGCACCAGUGGGAGGCUCGAUUGCUUCGACCCUACUUCGGUUGCGAGUCCGACUUGAUCAACCUCCUCCUGCAGAGCGGCCUCGGCGAAGAGCGCGUGCUGGAGCUCUUCUGGCAGCAUCGCACGAGCUACGUGUCGCCCAUCGACUUUGCUCGGAUCCGUGCUUUGGGACUGAAGAAGAUCCGAUUGCCUCUCACCUGGUGCAUCAAUUACGACCAGCCUUAUCGGAUCAAAGGCAAGACCUUCGGAGGUCAAGAUCAGGAGGUGCUCAUCGGAACCGUGGCCGCGAUCGUGAAGGACCCCUUCGAGAACGACCCCGCCUUCAAUCCCAAGGGCAUGGGCAUCGCGAACGACCGAUGGGUCUCCAUUCCCAUCCAAGUCGUUGAGCACGUGCUUGAGGUGGCGGCUGACUUUGGACUCCAAGUGCUCCUGGACCUGCACGCCUUUCCCGGCGGCUCCAGCGCGGGGACCUUCAAUGGCGUGUGGCCUUUGAACCCACGCUUCUGGACGGCGCAUUGCUCGGAGAAUUUCACCACCAUCAUGGUGCAGAUCUUAAAUUGGAUGAAUGGCUUGAGCAGCAAGAACCCCAAGGCCUUUAAGGGACUCUAUGGUUUGACGCCCAUGAAUGAACCGGCUCAUAUGCGAGGCCUUUAUGACACGUCCGGUGCUGCUGUGCCAGUUCCAUACCAGGAAGCCUAUGAUGAGUUGGGUCUUCCCGGUUGGGCCAAUGUCUCCACCCAGCAGAUCCUGCAGACGCUGCAACUCAGCGUGGAGGAGUUUCGGAGGCGUCCGGCCCUGGCGUCGCAGGGCGUCCGGCUCCUGAUGAACGUCAUCGAGACCGCCUUCGCCGGGACCUUCGGCGGCACGGACGAUGCCAAGGCCUUCGCGGCCAGUCAGACGGGCGAAGUGGGCUCCGUGACGGGGGCCCUGGGCGCCUGGUGGAAGGAGAUCACCACGGAGUCUGAGCGGCAGACGUGGGCGGUGCUGGACCUGCACAACUACAUUGCCUGGAACCCGGAAGUCAAGAACUUCGAAGAGAUUGCCACCAUGGAGGACUACAGGCGUUUGCUGAGUGAGAUGAGUCUGCCAUUCUUUCAACAACUCCGCAGUCGCUUGCAGAUGCCGAAGCCGCAGCUCCUGGCGUGCUCCGAGUACAGCGCGAGUACCAAUCAGGACACGCUGCUGUCGGUCACCAGCAGCGUGGGCCGACGCCCCAGGCGUUUGCCGUGGCGCGUCGGAUGGCACACGCUGCGCGAUGAGUUCUUACGUGGUCAACACCGGGCGGCGAAGGAGGAGAAGAUCGACAUGUGGUUCUGGACGUAUCACAUCCGAAAGAACCGGAACUACCAAGGAGAGUGGUCCUUACAACAUGUCCUUUCGCCAUGGCCACGGCUCCUCCAGAGCUUUGGACCUUUGUCCUUGCUCCGGUGUGUCGGCCAUCUGAGCUGCACCUGUGGGUGGCUUUUGCUCUAUGGGCUGCGAAGGCCCUGGAGCUUCAUUUGCUGCGGUUUUGGCUGGCGAUUCGUCUUCCGCGUUUGA
Molecule: messenger RNA, 4368 nt
Organism: Durusdinium trenchii
Lineage: Eukaryota; Dinophyceae; Suessiales; Symbiodiniaceae
Source: the annotation of a GenBank genome assembly